CCGGCUCCGCUCCCGGCUCCAUCCUGAUGGCGUCUCCGCGUAAAAUCCGCGACACAUUUUGCCAGCAGCCACCGAGCAUGGGUCCCUUUGGUAAUAGAAUAGCCAAUGUAAUUUGACACUUCAACUUACUGCGCUCUCUCCGAGUCUAUUCAGUUACUCACCCACUGACGUUGAGCCCAUUCUCAGUGGCCGUGAGGGGGAAGAUAUUUAAAAACAAGAGCCGAAAAUUACCGAGGACUUUCUACGCGUAAUAACCCGGGGCAGAAGACGUGAGGCGCUGAAGUGUUUCUCCUCCUGGUGUGUGAAUGGGUGGGGGGGUCCUUCGUGGUGAAGAAUCAAGGAUUGAAAUCAACGGGUCCUUCGUGGUGAAGAAUCAAGGAUUGAAGUCAACACAGAACGCUCCAGUUUAAUGGCUGGCAGGUAGAGGCCGAAGAGGGACAAUCAACAUGAACUCGAUUCCGUCGAUGGACAGACACAUACAGCAGACCAAUGACCGUCUGCAGUGUAUCAAACAGCACUUACAAAAUCCAGCAAAUUUCCAAACAGCAGCGACCGAGUUGCUGGACUGGUGUGGCGACCCAAGAGCCUUCCAGCGCCCCUUCGAGCAAAGCCUGAUGGGAUGUCUAACGGUGGUCAGCCGCGUAGCAGCACAGCAGGGCUACGACUUGGACCUGGGCUACCGGCUCCUGGCCGUGUGCGCUGCCAACAGGGACAAGUUCACUCCAAAAUCAGCAGCUCUUCUGUCGUCGUGGUGUGAGGAGCUGGGACGCCUCCUCCUCCUCCGUCACCAGAAGAACAGGCAGAACGAGCCUCCAGGAAAAGUGCCCAUGCAGCCCCCCAUGAGCUCCAUGAAGCCCAACCUCUCACACGGAGAUGGGUCUUUUCCCUACGACUCAGUUCCCUGGCAACAGAACACCAAUCAGCCUCCAGGUUCGUUGUCUGUGGUGACCACCGUCUGGGGUGUGACCAACACAUCGCAGAGCCAGGUGUUGGGGAAUCACAUGGCCAACACCAACAAUCCUAUGAACCCUGGGGGCAACCCUAUGGGCUCGGGUAUGUCUGGUAACAAUCCAGGGAUAAACUCUCCUCAGUUCACCGGCCCUCAGCAGCAGUUCCCCAACAAAGGCAACUCCAACCAGGGCUACAUGCAGCAGGGCAUGUACGGACGACCCAACUACCCCGUAGGAGGAGGAGGCUUUGGUGGCAAUUACCCUGGAGGGCCUAAUGCUGGACCCGGAGGAAUGGGCAUCCCUCCACACUCCCGUCCUCCUUCAGACUUCACCCAGCCUGCUGCUGCUGCCGCCGCCGCUGCAGUUGCUGCUGCUGCCGCCACGGCGACCGCCACUGCCACAGCGACCGUUGCUGCCCUGCAGGAAACCCAGAACAAGGACAUGAACCAAUAUGGACCGAUGAGUUCCUCUUUCCAGAUGGGACCAAACCAGGCAUACAACAGCCAGUUCAUGAACCAGCCAGGACCCCGCGGCCCUCCAUCCCUCCCUGGUAACAUGGGCACUGGCAUGAAUCCAUCAAACAUGAGCGGGCCCCCCAUUGGAAUGAACCAGCCCAGGGGCCAAGGCAUGGGGCCUUUCGGGGCCCACGGCCAAAGGAUACCCCAGCAAGGCUAUGCAGGACCCCGGCCUCAGGGCAUGGGUAUGCAGGGCAUGAAAAGACCGUACCCAGGGGAGCCAAACUAUGGUGGGCAGCAGUAUGGACCAAACAACCAGUUCCCUAACCAGCAGGGGCAGUACCCCACACCCAACGCCUCUAGGCCUCUGCCGUCCCCCAACUACCCCGGCCAGAGGAUGCCAGGACAGCAGCUGCAGGGCCAAUACCCGCCACCCAGCGGUGCCAUGGGCCAGUACUAUAAGCAAGAGCCACCUUUUAAUGGCCAAACAAAUAACUUCUCUGGGAGUGGAUAUCAAUAUAGCCAGGGGAAUAUGAAUGGGCCACCCAGACCAGUGGGUAACUACCCUCACUCCCCAGUGCCAGGCAACCCCACCCCUCCAAUGACUCCAGGAAGUAACAUCCCUCCAUACCUGUCGCCAAACCAGGACGUGAAGCCACCCUUCCCUCCUGACAUCAAACCAAAUAUCACCGCUCUCCCUCCCCCUCCAGCCAACCACAACGAGGAGCUGCGCCUGACGUUCCCAGUGCGGGACGGGGUAGUUCUAGAGCCCUUCAGGCUUGAGCAUAACCUGGCAGUCAGCAACCACGUCUUCCACUUACGGCCCUCUGUACACCAGACGCUCAUGUGGAGAUCGGACCUGGAACUGCAGUUUAAGUGCUACCACCACGAAGACCGUCAGAUGAACACCAACUGGCCGGCAUCGGUCCAAGUCAGCGUAAACGCCACACCGCUCACCAUCGAGCGGGGAGACAAUAAGACCUCCCACAAACCCCUGCACUUGAAACACGUAUGCCAGCCAGGAAGGAACACAAUCCAGAUCACAGUCACUGCCUGCUGCUGUUCGCACUUGUUUGUGCUGCAGCUGGUCCACAGGCCCUCAGUUCGCUCUGUCCUCCAGGGCUUACUGAAGAAGAGGCUUCUGCCUGCAGAGCACUGCAUCACCAAAGUUAAGAGGAACUUCAGCAGCGUAGCAGCAUCAUCGGGCAACGCGACGCUCAACGGGGAGGACGGCGUGGAGCAGACGGCAAUUAAGGUUUCCCUCAAAUGUCCAAUCACCUUCCGGCGAAUACAGCUUCCAGCAAGAGGCCAUGACUGCAAACACGUUCAGUGUUUUGAUUUGGAAUCAUAUUUACAACUGAACUGUGAGCGGGGGACAUGGCGAUGUCCUGUAUGCAAUAAAACAGCGUUGUUAGAGGGACUCGAAGUGGACCAGUACAUGUGGGGAAUCUUGAACGCCAUUCAAAACUCGGAGUUUGAGGAGGUGACCAUUGACCCGACAUGUAGUUGGCGGCCGGUGGCUAUCAAAUCUGAUAUCCACAUCAAGGAGGAUCCAGAUGGACCACUGGCCAAGAGGUUUAAGACGAUGAGUCCCAGCCAGAUGAUCAUGCCCAAUGUGAUGGAAAUGAUAGCUCAGCUCGGCCCUGGACCGUCACCGUACCCGUUAUUACCUACUCAGCAAGGGGGCAACAACAGUGAAUACGGCAGCCAAGGCAACAGUUACCAGGGGCAAGGGAACUUCGACUUCCCUCAUGUCAACCCUGGUGGUACGUCGAUGAAUGAUUUCAUGCACGGUCCCCAGCUGUCUCACCCACCUGACAUGCCCAACAGCCUGAUAACCCAAGACAAGCCACUCUCCCACAACAUGCCUGACUCAAUACCUCACUCUGCCGGCAAUGACCAGUCGCAUGGUCCAUUGCAGCAGAGCUUACAUGCAUCUCCACACCCUGGGAGCCAAUCAGGGCAGCAGCUACACCACAGCGGGCCUCCUCAGCCGUCACGACAAGCUCUGCCUCCUCAGCAACAGCAGCAGCAGCAACAACAGCAGCCCGGCCCCAAUAACCAUCCCCACGGCGACCUGGCCUUCAACCCCUCCAGCAGUUUGGACAGCCAAGCGGGGUCGGACAUGCCUGAGCCAUCUUUAGACCUUCUUCCAGAACUCGCUAACCCAGAUGAGCUGUUGUCGUACCUGGAUCCACCAGACCUCCCCAGCAAUAGCAACGACGACCUUCUAUCGCUCUUCGAAAACAACUGAGGCAAUUCAGACACACAUAAACUUUUCUGACUGCCUGCAGUUUCCCUGAGAACCCAGGGCGGUCGCUCAGUACUUGAUAAACACAAAGAUGCACUCCCUUUCUCUUCUUCCUCUUGUACAGUUUUCAUUGGCCAGCGCAGAUUGACUGAAAGAGGUUAAAACUCAAAGACACGGUGGGAUACCGGGGGGUCGCCCUGCCCUCUCACCCUGUGGCGAUACUUCUGAACUGUGCAGCUAUACUCAGUUGAUUUUUUUACGCCACACACAGGUGUAUGUGUGCACAUUAGGAACGUGUUGUAGCAUUUUUUAUUCAUGUUUUGUUUCCUUUUGAGAAGAAAAAGGAACUCACUGUAUAAAACAGAAAAAUAACUGAAAACCCUGCGCUAUCUGGCCAGUGUGCGUUAUGUCCAUAUUGUUAUUCCAAUCGGAGAGGCCACAGCUUCCUGGUGUCACAGCUCCAUUCCCUGACUGGUCUGGUUAGUCACACUGUUUUUGUCCACCACACAUCAUUUAAAAGCACAAAGAGAUUUUGGCAAUGUCUUUACGAAACAAAAAUAAGAUCAGUUAGAUCAGCGUAUGGUCUGUCCUUGUCAAAAAAUGUUUUUUAAAAGAUUUUCUGCUCUUCUGUCAACAUUUUAAAAAGAUUUUUGGGAAUGAUCGGCUUUCACUUUUUCCACAAUUUGAUACAUACAUAUUUUUGUCAAAAAGAGAUGUCCCUGCUUUUCAGUCCUCUGACAGUUGACAGCUGGAUAGGAGAAGAUUUUUGGCCCCACUAAAAGAAAAAAAGUUUAUAUUGCAUAACAAGAAUGGCAUACCUGUACACCUACAUGUUGUAUAGUUAUCGUCCUCCUGAAACGAAAGGUACAAUAUGAGAGAUCGGAGUUCCUGUAACGAUCCUGCUGUGUUUGUUGCUUCCUGCUGCAACUUCUUUCAUGCCGUCUGCUCUGCAUGAGCCCCGGUGUCGCUUGUGUCAGCAUUUUUGCGACGUUGCAUCUCUCUCCCUGUUAAAUGAUGUUUAAGUAGUCUACAAAGUGCAUGUGUGCCAAACCCUUGUCUAGUGCUGUUCCAAGUGGUAAAAAAAAGAUAGUGUGGUUUUUAUCAGUUGCUGUUUCCACAGCUCUUUCUUUUGUACGUUUGUUUUUGAUUUCUGUCAGAUUUAGUAUGAUUUAUUUAACACUAACAUUGAAGGGAUAAUGCUGAUAUCAGCAAUACAUUUAUCAUGUAUUUGCUGGAUAUACUGUUAUGUUUGUUUGUUUCCUUGUUUUUGUUGCUGCAUAAUUAAACUAUCCAUUAAUUUGUUUGGGGAACUGCUCAACAUCACCAAAGUUAGAGGGAUGAGAAUGGAGACGUUUGUGUUUGCCUGGUCCUGUGCAAGCGUGCGCAUGUGUGUGCGUGCGCAUGUGUGUGCGUGUGGCUGUGUGUGUGUGUGUGUGUGUGUGAGUUUCUAUUAGUGUGAUGGGAGGUAAUAUUGAUUUCAAAGAUAUAGGAGAGGACAAAUACAGUUUAUCCAUCACUGCUGUUCAAGAAGUGGUUUUUAAAGCAGUAUUGGUGCAGACCUUUUGCCACAUUUGUUUUCAAUUUCACUUUUUGAGAAGAGUGCUGUUCAGUAUGCAAAUGUAUUAUUUUUUAAGAAAUGCUAUUGUACUGUAAAUACCAUUGUGAAUAUUUUUGUAUCAUCUUAAAAAUGUUUGUCAGUUGAUCAUUAGUCGUCCAACCUAACCACGUAUGCUCUCAAACUCCCAUCUAACCACUGACUUUGUUUGUAACCAGCACACGACAGCUGUCUCGCCUCCUCGUUGAGGGGAAGCCAGUCCAAAUGUCUCAUAAGCUAUUUCCUGCAGGUCAUCGUGCUUUCUAGUCACUUUCCUCCCAGUGCACUCUGUCUCACACCUGUCGUUUGUAGACAGGUGCCCCAUUUUUAUGUGGCCCCCCUUCCCUGCGCCAGCUCAAGGUGAUUGUGUAGCAUCAUUUCAGUUUUCAGAUGUCAAGCUCAGUUUGACGCAAUGUUUUCUUUCACGCUUAGAUGUAUUUGAUUGAAAAUGACCAAUGUUGUCUAUUCAUGAGUUUAUGUUAACAUUUUAUCAGUGAUACUGAACAGUAACUGUUUUAAAAAGAUGUGGUAUCAGCUGGCUUUCAGUGUAAUAAGUGAGCUAUGUGAAUAUCAUAAUUGUUGCUAAUUGUCAAUACACAGUGGUAUUUUAAAGAUAUAUCACAACCAUAUUUUAAAGAAAUUCAUAAUAUUGUUUAUAUUUUUGUUAUAGAAAAUGUGGCUUUUUUAAAAGCACGAGACCAUAUACAUUUUUAUCCCCUUUUGUUUUUGGUAAAUUAUUUUGUACUGGUUUUCUUAUUAAUCUGUAAGGCUAGAAAUCCAAUUUCUUUCAACUGUGGCAUUGUGCUGAUUUAACCGCCCUUGUUUUAUGUAAACAUUAUUAUAAACGUCAUUUAAGAAAUAUUAUUUGUUCCAGUUCAGCACACUGACAUGUUGUUUCAUAUUUAUGUCACAAAGAGACAUCAAAUCAAAUAAGCCCUGUUUUUAAAGAUACACUGCCACAUUUUCAUUUUUUACUAUCUGAAGCUUUUGAUCAAUCCCAUGGAAGUCGUUAUCAUUUCAUAUUUUGUUCUCACUUUCAAGUGAACCAAUUUGGUGUAUGAGGCAGCACCCCAAAUCUGUAGUUGCACAAUCAGAAUAAAGGGCCAUUUCUCUGGGGGAGGUUGUUUUAAAAAAAAAAAAAUAAAAAAAAAAAGGAAAAUUAAAAUUAAAAAAAUACAGAGAGGAAGGGCACGUUCAUCAUUCUGGCCUGGAAAGGAUGUUGAGGGCAAGGCUAGAUCAAACGUCCCAAGGAUGCCUGUAUAUAUGUACAUGAAUAUAGAGACAUGUGAACAGAAAUGUAUUCAUUUUCCCUGGGAAUGUGCAUUGUUUCUUCAGAAUAAUAAAAAGCUUGCAACCCCUCUACUGGAAGUGGCUGAAUAUGGAAAAUGAAACUUGUUAGUUAGUGUCUGUGGGUAUCUCUCAGCAUUUAGUUCCCCCUCUGUAAUAUACUUUCACCUCUUUUGUUAGGGGAACUGGGACAGCUAUGUUUUACAUGUAAUAUUUAGCUUAAAUGUUCUAGUCUGUCACCUGCAUACUCGGAGGUGCUAAAGCUAAAAAAGGAAGGAGAAAAAAACAAGGUUACAAAGAAAAUCGUUUGGAGGGGUGGGAGAAAGGCGGUGGGAUGGACGGGUCUAGAAGAUUGUAACCGAAUCCAUAGUUUGUACAAUUUUUGAUAUCAUGAGCAGUUGGAAAAAUGAUACAAUCUAAGGUGAUUCAUGCAAUGUGGCCAUUGUCUCUAUUGUGUACAUUGUAUGUACAAUCAUUUCAUAUUCUAAACUGGUCAGAAAAUAAAGGAACUAAUUGUGAUUUUUAGUCUUGCAGAACUGUAUGUAGUUAGAUGAUGUGACAACCUAAUAUUUAUCUAAUAAAUAUGUAUUCAGAUGAUACCUGUA
This is a messenger RNA of Siniperca chuatsi (mandarin fish), 7142 nucleotides long. Its product is annotated as zinc finger MIZ domain-containing protein 1-like. Gene Ontology annotation, biological process: protein sumoylation; regulation of transcription by RNA polymerase II. NCBI's taxonomy places the organism in Eukaryota, Metazoa, Chordata, Actinopteri, Centrarchiformes, Sinipercidae. The transcript is spliced from 23 exons. Gene Ontology annotation, molecular function: zinc ion binding; SUMO ligase activity. The coding region runs from base 447 to 3659 and encodes 1070 amino acids. The record is from RefSeq and is a predicted model, not a curated record.